AUGGCAUCCGACGACAAAUCCGUGUACCUUGGAGUCUGGACAGACUGGUCCCAUGGCUCUGUCAAAGGACUUACAUAUACGACAACUUUGCAGAAAGGAGGCCUAUUGGUCGCCUUCCUCGCGCUUUUCGUCACAUUCACAGGAACAUGCUUCUGGUCCAUCAUUUCGUUUACCAUGCACCAAAUGCUGAGUCGUCAGGCACCCCAAAACGCGACAUACCACCAGCGACAAGCAAUACUUCGAAACUCUGGUACCAGCGGGGCGGCCGCAUGGAAAUUAUUCAUGCUAACGUGGGCCUGGCGGAAGACCAGCCUGGGCGCCUCGAUGAAAGCCUCGUGGUUAUCUCUGACAGUCAGCUUGAUAACCUUCUGCGCUUUUGCUGCCGCUGGUAUCUUCUCUUCGCAAGUUGCCACAUCCCGGGGUGGCCAGGUUCUCCUUGUUGGUGACAAAUGUGCGAGUUACAACAUUUCCCUCCUUACACCGGAAAACCAGGGCUCCUUCCAAUCCUGGGUUGCCAGCUCGAUCAGAUCAAGCUCCAAUUAUGAGUCAAGCUGCUAUUCAGGAAAUGCAUCGACUUAUAGCUGUAACAAUUUUGUUCAGAAGAAACUUCCCUUCACAAGCACCAGUGGUAUUCCAUGCCCUUUUCCGGGGAAAAACAUGUGCAAAGCCCCCAACCAAGGUUUGCGAAUGGAUACGGGGUAUCUCGACAGCCACGACGAUCUGGGAAUGAAUGCACCACCCUCGGACAGGUUCCUCUAUCGAGCUUUCUACGACUGUGCGCCGGUGAAUAUCGAGCCUUACUUGAAAUGGAACAAGACUGGCUGGCUCUGGACCUCGCGCACCUUUCUCGGGACCGAUGUACAGGGUUGUGGACGAGUGAAGGGAUGUAGUCAGCAGUACACUUAUAAUCUGGCCGAUGGAACCAACGCUUUCAACGAUGGGCAAGGUGACAAUGAUCCCUCCUCCUGGCAGCCAAUUCCCGAACUCCAGGUUCCGAAUGCGGAUAUCGGCGCCUUCUGGCUAGAGCAACACGGUAUCUGGUAUUUUUCAUCUGUCAAAGAUCCGUGGUUUGCAGCUGAAAGCAGCUCUAAUAAGAGCACACCCAUUGGACCCAGGAAGUAUUACGAUGCAGGAGAAAAGGUCGUGAAUACUUUGGUAUGUGCUCAACAAUACCAAUUCUGCAACCCGUCGAAGGAGCUUUGUACAGCGCCGAUGGGAUCCUCGACAGCUGCGACAUCAGCUGCUUCCAACCUGUUCACAAAUACAACGAAUGAAGAUAGGUUCAUGUGGAACUUGCGAGCUGUCUUUAACCAGAUCGGCUUCUCAGAAAUCGCCAAAACAUUGAAGGAGGGAGCUCUUCUGGCAAGUGAUUUUACCAAUCCGCUUGGUCAGUUCGGACUACCGGACAAUCAAUGGGAACUUGAGCUCAAGCACUGGUUCGGGAUAAUGCUAGCCGCUCUACAGGGAUCCAUAGUCAAUCAGGCGAGUGGCCCGUCCAUCCCAGAGGCAGCGACAUUCCAUUCUCUCCCGACGACAGCCGGUGAGCGUGCCGCUUGUACCAACCAGAAAAUCCGGAGCGAUUCCUACACAUCGUUCAACGUGCUCGGACUUAUCCUCAUAUUCUCCAUUGGCGGCCUCAUUAUGCUCAUCUCGGCCUGUCUGCCAUCGCUGAUGGCGCGCAUACAACGUAAAAAGCCGUUUGCCAGCAUUGAGUGGGAUGCCAAUGAUACACUGCAGCUCCAGAGGCUCGCACAUGAAGCCGUCGGUGCUGGCAACUGGGAGGGCACACGCGAUGACUACCCACGAACGCAGCGGGGUGAUCUACUGGCUGUUCUCGAUACCUCAGAUCCCAAGCAUCCUAAGCUCAAGGUGCCGCCAAAGGUUGAGUCAUUGUCAGACGAAGAGCAAGGUCCGACUCAAGUGGAGGAAUCGAUUCAUAGCUCUCUAUUGAGUGUGGAGAUACCUCGUGUUUCCAUGGAACUUUCACAGCGCUUUUCAGGUCGGAUGGAUUAG
Messenger RNA from Pyrenophora tritici-repentis Pt-1C-BFP, 2013 nucleotides. Lineage: Eukaryota; Fungi; Ascomycota; Dothideomycetes; Pleosporales; Pleosporaceae. The record is from RefSeq and is a predicted model, not a curated record.